Molecule: messenger RNA, 1558 nt
Organism: Loxodonta africana (African savanna elephant)
Lineage: Eukaryota; Metazoa; Chordata; Mammalia; Proboscidea; Elephantidae
Product: tubulin gamma-2 chain
Exons: 11
Coding region: 38-1393 (451 amino acids)
Biological process (GO): mitotic sister chromatid segregation; meiotic spindle organization; mitotic spindle organization
Cellular component (GO): microtubule; gamma-tubulin complex; cytoplasm
Molecular function (GO): structural constituent of cytoskeleton; GTP binding
Source: RefSeq, a predicted model, not a curated record
UGCCCGGCUGGGUCUCCGCGGCCGCGUCUGAAGAGCGAUGCCCCGGGAGAUCAUCACUCUGCAGCUGGGCCAGUGCGGCAACCAGAUUGGGUUCGAGUUCUGGAAACAGCUGUGUGCCGAACAUGGUAUCAGCCCCGAGGGCAUCGUGGAGGAGUUCGCCACCGAAGGCACUGACCGAAAGGACGUCUUUUUCUACCAGGCAGACGAUGAGCACUACAUCCCCAGGGCGGUGCUGCUGGACCUGGAGCCCCGGGUGAUCCACUCCAUCCUCAACUCCCCCUAUGCCAAGCUCUACAACCCUGAGAACAUCUACCUGUCUGAGCACGGUGGAGGAGCCGGCAACAACUGGGCCAGUGGAUUCUCCCAGGGUGAGAAAAUACAUGAAGACAUCUUUGACAUCAUAGACAGAGAAGCAGAUGGAAGCGACAGCCUAGAGGGCUUUGUGCUGUGUCACUCCAUUGCCGGGGGGACGGGCUCUGGCCUGGGUUCCUACCUCCUGGAGCGGCUGAAUGACAGGUACCCCAAGAAGCUGGUGCAGACAUACUCAGUGUUUCCCAACCAGGAUGAGAUGAGUGACGUGGUGGUGCAGCCCUACAACUCAUUGCUCACGCUCAAGAGGCUGACCCAGAACGCAGACUGCGUGGUGGUGCUGGACAACACAGCCCUGAACCGGAUCGCCACAGACCGCCUGCACAUCCAGAACCCGUCCUUCUCCCAGAUCAACCAGCUGGUGUCCACCAUCAUGUCGGCCAGCACCACCACCCUGCGCUAUCCCGGCUACAUGAACAAUGACCUCAUUGGCCUCAUUGCCUCACUCAUCCCCACACCGAGGCUGCACUUCCUCAUGACUGGCUACACCCCCCUCACCACGGACCAGUCGGUGGCCAGCGUGAGGAAGACCACGGUCCUGGAUGUUAUGAGGCGGCUGCUACAGCCCAAGAACGUGAUGGUGUCUACCGGCCGGGACCGCCAGACCAACCACUGCUACAUCGCCAUCCUCAACAUCAUCCAGGGAGAGGUGGACCCCACCCAGGUCCACAAGAGCCUGCAGAGGAUCCGGGAACGCAAGUUGGCCAACUUCAUCCCCUGGGGCCCAGCCAGCAUCCAGGUGGCUCUGUCUAGGAAGUCUCCAUACCUGCCCUCGGCCCACCGGGUCAGCGGGCUCAUGAUGGCCAACCACACCAGUAUCUCCUCACUCUUUGAAAGUUCUUGCCAGCAGUACGACAAGCUGCGGAAGCGGGAGGCCUUCCUGGAGCAGUUCCGCAAGGAGGACAUCUUCAAGGAGAACUUCGACGAGCUGGACACAUCCAGGGAGGUUGUGCAAGAGCUCAUUGAUGAGUACCAUGCAGCCACGCGGCCAGACUACAUCUCCUGGGGCACCCAGGAGCAGUGACUUCCGCCCUCACCACCACCCUCCUUGGACAAUCAGCACAGCCCCACCAUUCCUGGUCCUUCUGACCCAACUUCCCCUGACCAACAACUUUUCUAUGCUCAUUUCCAGCCCAAGAGCUGAUCUUGCUCCCUCCCUUCCGUGCCCUGAUCCCAGAUGUGCUUGUUU